AUGGCAAGAGAGAAGAUUCAGAUCAGGAAAAUCGACAACGCGACGGCAAGACAAGUAACGUUCUCAAAACGAAGAAGAGGACUUUUCAAGAAAGCUGAAGAGCUCUCCGUUCUCUGCGACGCCGAUGUUGCUCUCAUCAUCUUCUCUUCCACCGGAAAGCUCUUCGAGUUUUGUAGCUCAAGCAUGAGGGAAGUACUAGAGAGGCAUAACUUGCAGUCAAAGAACUUGGAGAAGCUUGAUCAACCAUCUCUUGAGUUACAGCUGGUCGAGAACAGCGAUCACGCCCUGUUGAGCAAAGAGAUUGCGGAAAAGAGCCACCGACUAAGACAAAUGAGAGGAGAGGAACUUCAAGGACUUAACAUUGAAGAACUGCAACAGCUCGAAAAAUCCCUUGAAGCCGGGUUGACACGCGUGAUUGAAACAAAGAGUGAAAAGAUUAUGAAUGAGAUCAGUUUUCUUCAAAGAAAGGGAGUGCAAUUGAUGGACGAGAACAAGCGGCUAAGGCAGCAAGGAACACAGUUAACGGAAGAGAACGAGCGACUAGGCCAGCAGAUAUACAAUAAUGUGCAUGAAAGAUACGUUGGUGGUGGUGGUGAAUCAGAGAACACUGCCGUGUACGAGGAAGGACACUCCUCGGAGUCCAUUACUAACGCUGGAAACUCCACUGGUGCUCCUGUUGACUCUGAGAGCUCCGAUAUCUCUCUUAGGCUCGGCUUACCGUAUGGUGGUUAGAGAUGGAACAAUAUAAAGAAGUUGAUGGAGUGAGGAGAUUAAUGUAAACCUUUUCUUUUUUUUUGUAACAAAAUCUUUUAAACUAUGUAAUAACAAAAUACAAUCUAGUAAGUUCUCAUAAGUCUGUUUUAAGUUUCUGUACGAGGAAGAGGUUUUCCUUUUUCGAGUUUCAUUAUAUGUUAGCUCUAGUGCAUUUCUGUUUUCUCACGACCAAAACUGUAUGGACGUAAGUUGGUAUAUGAGAAGAAACGUUAUGGAAUUUUGAU
Molecule: messenger RNA, 998 nt
Organism: Eruca vesicaria subsp. sativa (arugula)
Lineage: Eukaryota; Viridiplantae; Streptophyta; Magnoliopsida; Brassicales; Brassicaceae
Source: the annotation of a GenBank genome assembly